CUCUUCUCUCCGUCCCCACCUACUACUCGGCGCCUCUGGUUUCUCUCCAAGUCUCCAUGCUACGCGACCGGAAACUUCCAGAAUCUACCAGUACCACCUUCCUCUCUCUCUCUCACUCUUCCUGCGCGACGGUGCACCCUAGCCCGAUCCGCGGCGCCGCCAUGGUCGCCGAGCAGGCCACCACCACUGUGGCUGUGGGCGAGCCGCCAACUGCCACCCCGCAGCCGGCGGCGGCAGCGGCUGCGGGGCAGAGGUCCGUGCCCACGCCGUUCCUCACCAAGACGUACCAGCUGGUGGACGACCCGGCGGUGGACGACGUCAUCUCGUGGAACGACGACGGGUCGGCCUUCAUCGUGUGGCGGCCGGCGGAGUUCGCGCGCGACCUCCUGCCCAAGUACUUCAAGCACAACAACUUCUCUAGUUUCGUGCGCCAGCUCAACACCUACGGGUUCAGGAAGAUCGUGCCGGACAGGUGGGAGUUCGCGAACGACUGCUUCCGCCGAGGGGAGAAGCGGCUGCUCUGCGACAUACACCGCCGGAAGGUGACGCUGCCAGUCGCGGCGGCCACGAGGGCGGUCACGGUGGUGGCGACCAUCCCCAUGGCGCUGCCCGUGGACUCGCCGGUGUACUCCGGCGAGGAGCAGGUGCUGUCGUCAAGCUCGUCCCCCGAGCCCCCGUCGCUGCUGCAGCAGCAGCCGACGCCGUCCGCGUCUGGCUCCGGUGACAUGGGCGAGGAGAACGAACGGCUGCGGCGGGAGAACGCGUGGCUCGCGCGCGAGCUCGGGCAGAUGAAGAAGCUGUGCAACAACAUCCUCCUCCUCAUGUCCAAGUACGCCGCCACUAAGCAGCCGGACGCCGCCAAGGCGGCGGCCGCCGGGAACUGCUCCGGCGGCGAGUCGUCGGGCGCCGCCGCGGCGCCUCCGCUUCCUUCGAUCCUGGAGCUCCUGCCCUCCUGCCGCCGCGACCCCGCGUCCGCGGCCGUCGACGCAGCGGCAGCGGCAGCGGGAACGGAGCACGAGGUUGAUGAAAAGGCGGGCGCUAGGCUGUUCGGCGUCUCCAUCGGGCGGAAACGAAUGCGGGACGAGAGCAGCGGUCACGGCGGCGGCGGCGAGGACCCCGUGGGCCGCUCGGCGGAGGUGAAGGCGGAGCCGGUGGACGCGCGUCUCGACCAUCAGCACAGCGCGACGGAGCCGCAGUCGUGGCCCAUUUACCGGCCCAGGCCAGUGUACCACCCGCUCCGGGCCUGCAGCGGCUUGGUCAGCGCUGGGAGCGACCACGACUGGUCCAACAACUCGAGGUGACUUUUGCUUGCAAGCCCAAUCGUCCACAGGUUACAGGUUAAACUUAGAAUGAGAGAUCAAGUGUUUAUGUAGCAAUAACUUUUUGUUAGUUUAUCUCAUAUUACCGCAAGUUUCGAGUAUCAUUCAUGUAUAGCGAUCCAUUAAACUAGAGGUUACCUUACUGAGGACGACUUGAAUUAAAGUCAGUUGUUUAAACUGCUAGUCAGUUAUUUAGACUGUUAUCGUUGUAUUUCAUAAUGUUAAGUAACCCUAAUUAGGGUUAUGUGGGUAAAUAUCUGCUUUGCC
Zea mays is the source of this 1586-nucleotide messenger RNA. Its product is annotated as heat shock factor protein 7. The transcript is spliced from 2 exons. Lineage: Eukaryota; Viridiplantae; Streptophyta; Magnoliopsida; Poales; Poaceae. Gene Ontology annotation, biological process: regulation of transcription by RNA polymerase II. Gene Ontology annotation, molecular function: DNA-binding transcription factor activity; RNA polymerase II cis-regulatory region sequence-specific DNA binding. The coding region runs from base 162 to 1301 and encodes 379 amino acids. The record is from RefSeq and is marked validated. Gene Ontology annotation, cellular component: nucleus.